Molecule: messenger RNA, 3155 nt
Organism: Cuscuta campestris
Lineage: Eukaryota; Viridiplantae; Streptophyta; Magnoliopsida; Solanales; Convolvulaceae
Source: the annotation of a GenBank genome assembly
GGAGCUCUGCUUCUCCCGUGAAUCGCAUAAGGCGAGGGAGCAAGUAUGCAUAUGUAAUGGGGUAAACUCACAACUCAAACAAUUGUUCCAAUUGUUUGCGUUUAUGUGCUGCAUUGAGUGUCCUAUCUCCUUUGGAGUUCAACCCUUCUAUUAUUAUUUAUUAAAAGAAAAAAAAAUCCAUUCAUAAGCAAUAAAAAGGGAAUUAUGGGAUAACUCACAAAAAAACAAAAAAAAAUAUACUCCCUCCGUCCCCCAUAGAUCUUCCCAUUAACCUUUUUUAUUUGUCCCACAUAGAUCUUCUCAUUACCUUUUUUAACAUAUAAAAUACCACAACUACUCCCACUUACUUUAUUUAUUACACCUUUUCCACUUUAUUUAAUACACCCCACCCAUUUUCAUUAAGGGUAUUUUGGUAAAUUUUUACCUUUUUUCAACUCUCCUUAAAAACCACAAAAAGUCAAAACGGGAAGAUCUUAGGGGGACAAAGGGAGUAUAAGUUAAUCAAUUGAGAUAAGUGGACCAAGAGACUACAAAUCGUUAUUAAUUACUGACCUUAGGGGAUCUUGGAAGAAAAACUUACUCACGCAAACUUUUAAAUAAGUUCAUUGUUAAAUUUUCUGAAAAGAGUGAUGAGAUAUUUACUUGUUAGAAUAUAAAGAAAAAGAUGAAGUAAUUAAUGCUAAUGAAAUUAACUGAUUAUUGCAAGGAAGUAGGAUCUUAGAAUAUAAUCAAACAAUCUUCUUCAUUCUUGUGUUGGUAGAUGAUGAGUUGCUUGAGGGCAAGCAACGUUUAAGUGUGAGGAGAUUGAUAGGAAAGUGGUUCAGGUAGCUCAGCUGGUUAGAGCAAAGGACUGAAAAUCCUUGUGUCAGUGGUUCGAAUCCACUUCUAAGCGGGCGAUAGGAACGUUUAAAAUUCAAGUGAAAGAGUAAGCCUGAGCGCUCCUGCAAAGUCCGUUUUGUACUUAUCUUUUUACUCAUAUUUAAUAUGUUCUUGUAUCAUUUUAAUUAUCAAACUAGUCAAUUAUUUAUUAUUUUUAUCAAAAAUAUAUGUUUUGGUAAAUUGAUAAUAAAAAGAAUGUCUUUGAAGUAAUAUAUAAAAUUGGGCCAAGAAUAGAGUAAAAAGAGUAAUUUUUAAUAGAAAAACAAUUCUAUCUCACAAACGGUGCGAAAUUAGAAGUCGGUGCAGAAGUAAAAAAUGUUCGGAACGAAAUUUUGAGUAAGGUAACAUCGGCAGAUUUUGGCAACCUGACAGGCGACCUGGCCGGCGGCAGGGCCGCCGGUCAGAUGGCGGCGACGGCGAAAAAAGGCUCCAAAAGCGAGGGGGAGUGCUGGCGGGCUGGCAGGCUGCAGCCUACCUGCCCUCUUGUAUUCCUGCGAUUCUGGAGAAUUCUUCAGCGGCGCCGGCGGGCUGGCCGGCGGCCGCCAGUCUGCUCGCCGGUCGGUGAUCCUCUUCUAUAAAUGGCCAGCGCAGAUCUUCUCCUUUCCUAGGCUUCUCCAAUCGGUUCUUCCCCUUUUUGGGGCAAAAAUCUUCACUUUUUACUUCUAAAUAUUGUACUAAAUUUGAGUGGGUUAAAAUUUCAUCAUUCCAAAUUAAUUCUCAAGUCCUUGAAGUACUCCAUAUUUUUGAAAAUCUGGUCGUUGGGGACCCUCUUUUCUAUAUAUUGGGACCCCCUCUCUUCACUUUUACACACACAAACACAAAUUCCUUCAAUAUAUCUACAUAUUUCAUCUUCUCUACUCUAAUCUUUUGAGAUUUCUUCACCAUGGGCAAAGAUAAGGGCAGGGUAGGAACCUCCGGGAAAUCAAAGUCCAAAUCUCGGGCGCCUACGACAUCCUCCGAAGAACGCCUUUACUACGGCGACGGGUCAUACCUCUGGUUUGAUUCCGAGGAGGAUCGCACCCGUUUCCUCACCUUCUUCUCUAAACGGGUUGUGGCUCCCCCGCGAAUCAUCCCGGAGCGCUACCCGGAGUUGCAGGGUUACGACGACCUAGACGCACAGCUUCAUCAAGCCGGCCUUUGGCCGUUCGUCUCCCGGGCGCGGAAGGAGAUCAACCCGGCGCUGAUCCGGGCCUUCUACUCCAACCUCCGGCGUGAGGACGACGUCAUCUACAGCCUCGUCAAGUCCACGCCGAUUGAGCUCACUGUAGAGCAGCUUGGGCGCAUCGCCGGCCUUCCCUUCCAAGGCGACGAUGUCUCCCACUAUGGCGGAGAGGACUGGGUGCUCAACAACGAGGGCCUUAUCCUCAACGAUCUUGGCAUCACCGAGCUCAUACGCCAUGCCUCGGGCCGCCCCACCAUCCACUCUGCUAACCCCGAAGGCCGUCUCGUUCUCUACAUCGUGUUCUGGAUCAUCAAACCCCAGAAGCACGGCCACACAAUCAUGUCCGGAGAGGACCUCAAGCUCGUCCACACGAUCAUGCACUCGGCCCCAAUCAAUUGGGCGAAGUUUGUCAUGAUCAACAUGACGAUCGCCGCGUCCACCGACCAUGAUCACCUCCUCCCGUACCCGUUUUUGGUGAUGGACAUCCUUGAACGGUUCAAGGUAACCACCACCGUUGGCCUGCUCACGAAGGCCACGAAGCUUUGGACGAUAAGUGCCCAAACCUUCACCAAGCGGUCAGACAACGCCGCGCCUGCCACUGCCGCGCCACGCCGCACUGCCCCUGCCGCUAGCCCAGCCGAACCCCAGGCCCGGGCCAACCUCGCCUCCAUCGCCGACUCCCUCAACCGGCUACACCUCAAAGUUGACGGGAUGGAUGGCUACCUUGAGCGGCUCGACGAGGCGGUCCAACGCCAAGGGUACGCCAUGAACGCGUACUUCCAACGCGUUAACUACGUCCCCCCACCGUACCAUGGCACAUUCUUUGUGCAAGUGUACGGUGACGAGGACGAAGACGAUGCCUCCUAUGCCCCGUCAAGCUCUCCGGAUGACGACGAGUUUGAUGACGCCAUUGAUGGUGAUGAGAUGGAUGUCGACGACGACGAGGACGAAACCAAAGACGAAAACUAGGACACCCCUAGAAUUUCUAUCUCUUUUCCUUUAAUUGUCUUUUUUUUAAUGCAUCCGUUGUACUCCGCUAUUUCCCAUCAAUAAAUAAAAGUAUCUUUUAUCUUUUUGUUAAUGUCAAAAGGGGGAAGAAAAGGGCUAUGCAUAU